Molecule: messenger RNA, 2943 nt
Organism: Megalobrama amblycephala (Wuchang bream)
Lineage: Eukaryota; Metazoa; Chordata; Actinopteri; Cypriniformes; Xenocyprididae
Gene: slc46a1
Product: solute carrier family 46 member 1
Exons: 6
Coding region: 307-1752 (481 amino acids)
Biological process (GO): transmembrane transport
Cellular component (GO): plasma membrane
Molecular function (GO): transmembrane transporter activity
Source: RefSeq, a predicted model, not a curated record
UUUUGUAUGUCUCUCAGUUCAUGGAGCUCUCUUAAUGAAUCAGUCAAAUAAGGGAGACAUACAAAAUGUCCAGAGCAGUGGGUCCCGAGAACUGGAGUUGAUUUUUACUGAAAUUGUCAUGUCAGUUUCAUAUGUGUUUCAAAAGGGGACGCCAGAAGCACGGCAAACUGCUGGAAGACACGGCGGCUUCCGUAAGUCACAUUCUGUCAGCUCAGCUGUUUGUUCAGACUAGUUAUGUUUACACUCUUCUGUCGUCCAGAUUUAUCGUCUGUGAUUUAAGCAUUUGGACUCUGAAAGCUUUAAACCAUGGAUGAAUCAGAUACAAGCGCUAUUAUUGCGGAGGACUCGGAGUCGGGUGACUCCAGCAAAUUCUGUUGUUGUUUUAAGGUGACACAAAACAAACCUCCUCCGCCGUGUUCAUGUCCAUUUUCCGUGACCGUGGAGCCCGUUAUGUUCCUUUCCACGUUCUCCAUAGUUCUCCAGAUGCCUUUAUACACGCAGUACCUGUGGGAUCGUCUCAGUGAAGAUGUGGGUUAUAAUGGAACGAAAGGAGGAGGAUGUAAUGCAUCUACGGUCCACGACCCUCUGCAGAAGGAAGUGGAGAUUCUGACUGCACACUGGAGCCUAUACAUUAAUUUGGGUGGUUUUCUAGUUGGGCUGAUUAUGGUGACCCUGUUAGGCUCAUGGAGUGACCGUGCAGGUCGGCGUCUGGUUCUGAUCAUCCCAUCCCUUGGCCUGGCUGUUCAGGCGGCAGUGUAUUUGAUUGUAAUGUACCUGAAGCUACCUGUGUUCUGGUUCCUUAUUGGGAGGAUCUGCAGCGGCCUCUCCGGGGACUUCAACGCCAUAUUGGCCGGUUGCUUUGCGUAUGUGGCUGACACGAGCGGCAGGGGGUCUCGCACCUUUCGUGUGGCGAUACUAGAGGCUUGUUUGGGAUUGGCUGGCAUGUUUGCAAGCAUCAUCGGAGGACAAUGGCGUCGGGCACAAGGGUAUAUCAACCCUUUCUGGCUAGUAUUGGCCACAAAUCUUGCAGCAGCCUUUUACACAUACCUGUUUGUGCCUGAAACGGUCACCCCUGACCCCGAGGCAAAACUCCUCUCCACCAGGCAUCACCGGGCCAUCUACCGCCUCUAUGGAUCUGAUGAACCGCAGGGGCGCAGAACUAAACUAUGGUUUUACACUCUCUGCUUCUUUUUGGUGGUGUCUGUACAUUUGGGUUGCAGUGACCUCUAUGUGCUCUAUGAGUUGAGUGCUCCGCUCUGCUGGGGUCCAGAGAUGAUUGGUUAUGGCUCUGCGGCCAAGAAUCUAGCCUACCUCACCAGCCUGACAGGGCUCAGGGCCAUGCAAUGCUGUCUGGAGGACUCCUGGGUGGCUCUGGUGGGCCUUACCUCUAACAUUGUUGGCUUGAUUGUGAUUUCAGUCGCUGACACUACAGCUCUGAUGUUUACCGGAUAUGGCCUGUGCUUCCUUUUUAUGGCCUCUACCCCAGUCUUGAGAUCUAAACUGUCCAAACUGGUGGACCCUUCGGAGCAAGGUGCUCUGUUUGCUUCAGUGGCGUGUGUAGAAGGUCUAUGCUCACUAGUAUCUAGUGGGGUUUUUAACUCUCUGUACCCUGCCACCCUACACUUCAUGAAGGGAUUCCCCUUCCUCUUUGGGGCCUUCAUCCUCCUUAUUCCAGCUGGCAUUAUUGGGGGCUUGGGUUGCCAGGAGAAGAGAGAGAGAAGAACAAACCGAGAAGGCUCUGGAAUAUCCUGACAUUGAGUCUGUAAGAGUUUUACAGCUAGGACAGCAAAGGACAGAGCGAGUCCAAGAAAAAGUAAUGAUUUUCUGCACAACUGGGAUCCUAAAGCUGACUACCAAUAGAGCGCACAAAAUGGACUCGUGUGCAAUUCCUGAUGACUUGGGCAUGGCAGUCGCCGUGAUGUUCCAACAACAUUUCUGACCAUAAGAAUUUUUUUUAUUUUUUUUUAAGAAAUUAUACAGCAAAGAUACAUUAAAUUGAUCAAAAGUGACAGUAAAGACAUUUAUAAUGUUACAAAAUAAUUAUAUUUCAAAUUCUAUUUCUAUAUCAAAGAAUCUUGAAUAAAAAUUUCCACAAAAAUUAAGCAGUGCAACUGUUUUUCUCAAGAACCACAACAACAUUUUAGACUAAUUUCUGAAGGAUCAUGUGACACAUAGGUAUGUGGAGUUCCCCAAAAAGUGUAAACACUGUGACUCUGUGGUGUUAUCAAAACACUGUGUCAUCCUCACCAGCAUGACACAACAACAUUAGCUCAACCAAUGGCAUGAGUUUUGGUCAGAAUUAUCUGCUGACUAAUGGGGGCCGGGGCAGUGAUUGAGAAGCCUGUUUGGUCACGUCUCACUGGUGUAUCAGGGAAAAUCACUGCAUCUUAACAUCAAGAUUUUUAAUGCAGUGUGUCAUGGAAAUUCUCAGUACCUACUAAUCUUACUACUUCACCACAGACAAUUCAAACAACGAAGUAUGGUGUCAAGAAGAUAACACACUACCUCAAACCACACAUGAGCAACAGGUCUUUAGCAUCUAUACACUCUCACUGCCCUCCUCAGGUGUACACUGGUCCUGAUCUAAGCUAAUCAUAUGACUGUUAGAAUGUUUAAUUGUCUUCAAUAACAAGUCUAUUAUUACUCUAAUUAAUUCAACACGUUUAAUGCUUCCCUAUGUUAGUUGUGUUCUAGACAUCUGAAAAUUACAUGAAUGUGAGAGGAGACUCUUGCAAUUAUGGCUUGUCUGUCUGUGAACAUUACAUCUAACAGGAAUUGAAAAUUACAUCUAAUGCUUUGUGCUUGUCUGUAAGUGUCAAAUCGUUUAUCUCAAUGGUUUGACGUUUUGUACUAGAAUAUUUGAAUACAGUGCAACAUGCAAUUUUUUUAUUUUUUGACACAAACAUCUGGACAUGCAGAAUAAAGGGAUGUUUUCCAAAACAA